AUGGCUGCUGGUAACAGGAAGCGACCCCGCCUCGACUUGGGUGCUGUCGCUGGAGGACAGCAUAAACGCGGUAGAAACAUGUUUGGUAUCUUAGUGGGCACAUUGAACAAAGCCAAGAUCGAGGAGAAGGAGAAAAGUGCGAGCGAAGCGGCAAAGAAACGGCAGUUAUUGGAGCAGAGGUUACAAGCUAAGCUACGAAAAGAGACUGACUCUGUCAGGAGAGCCGAAGAGGCCAAAAAGGACAAGGUGAACGCGAACAGGAAGGAAGAAGAGCUGCAGCUCAAGGACUCGAUACACAAACUCCGCCGAACAAGAUAUCCCUUACUCGCCAAUUUCCUCUGCACGACUGAUCAGAUCCCCAUGGAUGGCUCAGAGCCACCACCCAUGAACCCCCUUUCAAACCCACCGCGAUCCCACCCCCCACCUAUAUACUACCUUCCCGCUGUCCUCACACCCGCUCAAGAGGCCUUCUUGAAUCGGCGAAAGGCUGAGGUCAAGGAGGCGGCUGAGAAGGAAUGGGAAGCCUUCCGCGAAGAGCGGCAAAAGGGCAUCGAAGAAAUCAACGAGCUCCGUCGACGCGUCGCCGAAGAAGAGGCGCGCCAAAAGGCUCAGAAAGAGACUGAAAACGACGUUGAGAUGAACACCGACGAAACGCCUAAGGAAGCUGCGGCGGCGAAUGGGGACUCCCAGCCUGCACCUGCGGAGCCAUCCCCGGAGAAGCCUGCCGAGAACGGUAGUGCUGCACAGGAAGAUGCAGGGAUGGAUGUGGACGACAGCGCGAGCCCGGAAAAGGUCGAUGCCGCUAAAGACGAUAAGCAACCGGCGGAACAGGAGAAGGAGAAGGAGCCCGAGCGCAAGGAAGAACCUGCGCCGAUGCAGGCGGAUGAUGUGGACGCGGUGGAGUACUGA
Gloeophyllum trabeum ATCC 11539 is the source of this 909-nucleotide messenger RNA. RefSeq lists its product as uncharacterized. The record is from RefSeq and is a predicted model, not a curated record. The transcript is spliced from 4 exons. Bases 1 to 909 code for a protein of 302 amino acids. NCBI's taxonomy places the organism in Eukaryota, Fungi, Basidiomycota, Agaricomycetes, Gloeophyllales, Gloeophyllaceae. Gene Ontology annotation, cellular component: catalytic step 2 spliceosome.